AUGCAUGCCCAUGCCAUCACACUGCCUCCACCAUGUUGCGACGCCUUCCCAGCAUCCUCCAGUUCCUUCCUGGCCGGCUACCCCGGACCCUCUUCCCUGACCUCUGACCCCUCAUUCAGAUCAGCCAAUCAGAUGGCUCAACUCUGGGCCUCGCACGCUGCUGCCCAGGAAGGCUAUGUGUCCCUCCCGAACGGGCUGUACUCCAGCCCCUACCACCUCUCCUUGGGCAACCUGGAGACCCCGCCCUCCUCCCUGAGUCUGGCUCAACAACACCUCCUCUAUGACCCCACACACAAAGAGAGUUUCUACCUGCCGGUGUCGUUACCCCAGCAGUCCCUCCUCUCAGCCACCGGCCCUCCCUCUACUCCCUCCAGCUCCACCCACUCAGCCACCGGCCCUCCCUCUACUCCCUCCAGCUCCACCCACUCAGCCACCGGCCCUCCCUCUACUCCCUCCAGCUCCACCCACUCAGCCACCGGCCCUCCCUCUACUCCCUCCAGCUCCACGCCACCCCAGAGGAGCUCCCGAGAGGGGGUCAGAGAACGAGGCUGCCGCGGCGAGAGGGAGAGGUCCAGGGACGACCCGCGACCUCGCAGCGUGGUGGACCUGACGCAGGACGGGAGGAACGAGGACGAGAGGAAGGGGAGGAGCGGCGAGAGGGAACGGGACCGGGAACGAGAGAGGGAGCAGGCCUGGGCCUUCCUCCACCAUCACUCGGCUACGCGUCUCCCCCCCCACCUUUCCAAGGGACCGGGGGCCUCUUCCGGACGCUACCUGGAGACGGAGGACCCUCGCCCUCAUAACCACAACCCCGGCCCCCACGCGCACUCAGACAGGCCGAGGAAGGCCGACUCCGUCUGCUAUGGACCCCCGCCCCUCCCCACCGCCCCCUCCGGCCUGUCCACCGGCCACGCGCACCAGGAGCCAGUCAGGGAACAGCGUGUGAGCGCGCCCACUUACGUGCCUUCUGUGGAGGUUUACGACGAGCGAACCGGGCCGAUUCAGAUCGCCUCGCAGGCCCGGGACAAACACGACAAACUGAGGGAGAGGGAACAGAAGGAGGAGAAAGAGAGGGAGAGGGAGAGGCAGAGGGAGGAGAGGCAGAGGGAGGAGAGGCAGAGGGAGAUCUACAAGUUUCCUGACAGGACUCUACUGGACCAUCGUUCUUCUCUCCCUGCUGACUCCUCUGCUCCCAGGGGGAGGGAGGAGGGUUCAGUGAUCCACUCCAGUGGACCCGCUAUGAAAGGAGAGAGCUACGUCAGUCAAACCGGGCCCAGCCCAGACCCCAUGGACAUGCCCAAACACACCAUCCGAUUUGGCCUUGAACGGGUGGGGGAGGGCCCCAAAUGGAACCCCAUCAGCCCAUUGGCCAAUUACGCCACCAGUCACAUGGCAGCUUUAGCGGCCCAGCACGGACACACACACUCCCCCCAGCCUCACCCGCCAGCCCAGCCUCACCCGCCAGCCCAGAGUGCAGACGAGGUGCCACGGCGUUACCUGGACCCCUCCGGGCUGUACCGCCCAGGCGGGGGAGGUGGGGGAGGGUGUAAGGGAGGCGGGGGGGAGGAGGUGUCAGCCAUGCAGAGCCUAAUCAAAUACAGUGGGACCUUCCCCCCAGACGGCCAGGGGUCCUCCAGGCAGAAUGCGGAGGCCCGCGCCUCCUUUGGGGGCCUGGGGAGCAUGCGGCCGGAGGGGGUGGGUCCCGGGAGGUUAAUGAAGAGGGAGCAGGAGCGUCCUGACAGUGCUCGAUCUUUCGGGCGUGGUGAGGGAGUGGGACUGGGGGAAGGCGAGGUCCGCCACCUGCCGGUAGGAAUCGCGGUGGCAGUGGCCCGGCAGAGAGACAGCAGGAACACGGACACCCAGAGACCCGUUCUGCUGCACGCCGGGGUCAAAGACGAGGAGCGUGGUGACGAGCGGAGGCGUCACCAUGACGACAGAUUGGGGCGGUUGGAGCGCGAGCAGGAGAAGGUCCUCAGAGAGAGUAAGGAGCUGGCAGAGUUCACCCAGAUGCACCCUCCCCUGGUGUCCAGCACCCUGACCUCUAACCUCAUGACUUCCAACCUCAUUGUGACUGGAGGCUCUGCCCGUUGGCCCCACGACCCCUCACCCCUCACAUCUCACCCUUGGAUGCCCCGGCCAGGAGCACCUCCCGUCUGGCUGUCUGGGUCCCCCUACGGUUUAGGCCCCUCCCCCUUGCACCAGGCCCUCCCCCCCGGCUACCCUUCGUCCCUGGGGGGGUCUCUGCCCUCCCCCUACCAGCUGGCCAGGGACCCCCAGUCAGGACAGCUACUGGUCAUCCCCACAGAGCACAUUCCACAUUAUGGAGGUGAUAUGUUGGAGCGUGGCGGCGCCUCCGUGUGGCCUGGAGUAUAUGGGGCAGGCAGUUCUCUGCAGCAUGCAGCCCAGCUCCAGAUGCUGUCACAGCAACAGCUGCUGAGGCAACAUGAACUGAUGAUGAUUCAACAACACGCUGCACAGGUCCUCGAGCUGCAGAGGAACGCUCAACUAGUAGAGCGUCUGAAGGCCAGUGAGCAGAGGGUGGAGCUUGAAGAUAAGACGGACAAAAGGAGUUCCGAGACCAAACCCCGCCCCUCGCCACGCCCCACUCCCUCCCCCUCCCUACACUCCAGGAAAACUCCCCUCCGCACGCCUCCGCCUUCCACCUCCUCCCUCACCCCCCUGCCCUCUCCGAGACUCACUCUCAAACACGAGGAGGCUCAGAGAGAGUCCUCCUCCCCAGGCCCUCGUCCCCCCUCGUCCCACUCUGCCUCCCCUGCUCGCCCCUCCCCCCUGAGACCCAAGCAGGAAGCUGAGGAAGGGGAGGAGGUUGGGAGAGAGCAGGAGAAGAAGCAGAUCUCCUUCCACAGUCCUUACUCAGAUAUUGCCACCGGUUACACGUACCGGUCUAUAAGUGCUCCGUUCAGUGGCCCCUUCCACCCCCUCCCCCACCCUACGGGGGAUAACACCGCCUGCCCGGCCUCUAGGCGCCCCCCCCCCACACACCCAGCCACGGACAGUGGCCACAGAUGUCAAGCCUCAGGGCCUGGAGCUCCGGCCAGACCAGGGGACCACGUUGAAGCAGGAGCCUGAACAGGAGCCACCCCAGCUGGGCUUGAGUGGUGCUGCUGUGGGCCCCCUGCUCCGGACCUGUAGCCCCCCGCGUUCUGUCAACCGGACAGACCAAGAAACAGGCAGACCAACCCUCACGUGCACACUUCCAAGCACACACUCAAGCCUCGGCCUUACUCACACACACUCCAGCCUUACACAAACACACACACACCCAGGGAUGUCACAGACACACACACACCCCGGCCU
Esox lucius (northern pike) is the source of this 3318-nucleotide messenger RNA. RefSeq names its product trinucleotide repeat-containing gene 18 protein. NCBI's taxonomy places the organism in Eukaryota, Metazoa, Chordata, Actinopteri, Esociformes, Esocidae. The coding region runs from base 1 to 3090 and encodes 1029 amino acids. The record is from RefSeq and is a predicted model, not a curated record. The transcript is spliced from 11 exons.